GACAGUCACUUCUGUCACAGAAUCUCAUAGACGUUUCCAGCACAGUAGGAGGCCACUCAACCGAUCGUGUCUGUGCCGACUAGCCCCAUUUCCCAGUCCUACCUCCAAGACCCUCUCUAUUCCUCCAGCUGUCUUGUGAAAUCCCCUGCCCGUCUUCCCCGGUAUGUUGCUUCAGAAUCCUAACAGCCCUCUCAACUAAAGACGUUCCUCUGCCAUCUCAGCUCCCCGGGCCCUCUUGCUGACAAGUUUAGAAGUUGCGUCCUGGGCUGAGGAGGGAUUUCUCGGGACGUUGCCGGACGCAGAGGGUUCGAGUUGGAAGCCCUCACCGCACAGCCAUGGACAAAGCUAUUCUCUCCCUCACCGUGGCCGCCGGGUUGUCUUGUGUUUAUGGAUUUAAUCUGGAGACCGAGGGCCCCGUUGUCUUCUCUCGCGAAGAGGAAACUCAGUUUGGUGUCAACCUGGCUCAGUUCAGUGCCAACCACCAGAAAUGGACAUUGGUCGCUGCCCCUCUCCAGAAGGAUUCCCAACAAAACAAAACUGGGGCCAUCUACAAAUGUCUGUACAAUGAUGGACAAUGCACCCAGCUUAACACUCCAGUCUCAGUUGGAUCCGAAAACCUGGGUCUAUCCCUGACAACAGGCAAUAGGAAUGGACCAAAGUUUCUUGCCUGUGUACCUCGAUACUCCUAUCACUGUUACACAAACACCUACAUUAAUGGUUACUGCCAGAUGUUCGACUCUUUUGGAUCCAUUCUGGAGAGAAUCCCAUCCCAGCUUCCAGUGUGUCCCAAGGUGUUGAUCGAUGUCGCCUUCGCCUUCCUGAUCGAUGGCUCUGGCAGUGUGGUCUACAAAGAUUUCACUCAGAUGAAAACUUUUAUCAAAGCGAUCAUGAGAAGGUUCCAGAGCCAGGAGACUCAGAUGGCGCUAGCUCAAUUCAGCUCAUCAACAAGGACAGAGUUCACGUUUAAUGAUUACAACCACGCUUUGAACAAAGAGCAACUGGUCGACAAAAUCAGACAAAUCGGAUCAGGGACAAAAACGCCAGGCGGGAUCAUGUUCGUUGCGAACCGGGUAUUCACCCACAGUGCGGGUGCUCGGAAUGGUGUCAAGCGCAUUCUAAUUACCAUCACUGAUGGUUUAUCUCAGGACAAGCACUUUGCUGACGCUAUUCUGGCAGCAGAUAUGAAGAAGAUCGAGCGAUAUGCCAUCGGGGUUGGCGGGGCUUUCACUGACCCUUCUGCUUUGUUUGAGCUGAAAACCAUUGCCUCAAAAGACACGAACGUCUUCAAAGUGGAUAACUUUGAUGCGCUGGACAGCAUCCAGAAAGAGCUACAGGAGAAAAUCUUCGCCAUUGAAGGUUCAGCCAGCCCUGGCACGUCUGCCUCAUUCCAGUUGGAGAUGGCACAGGAAGGAUUCAGCUCUCUCAUCACAGAUAGCUCGGUGGUGCUCGGAGCGGUCGGGGCCUACGACUGGUCAGGGGCGCUAGUCAAAUUCAGCGGCUCGUCCCGCACCUUAAUCAAUGAGACCGCACCCAGUGCCGAGACGAGGAACGCCUACCUGG
Molecule: messenger RNA, 1560 nt
Organism: Stegostoma tigrinum
Lineage: Eukaryota; Metazoa; Chordata; Chondrichthyes; Orectolobiformes; Stegostomatidae
Product: integrin alpha-D-like
Exons: 12
Source: RefSeq, a predicted model, not a curated record